GUACUGAUCACUGACGUGAAUGACAACAGCCCCCGCUUCGAGAAGAGCAUCUACGAGGCAGACCUGGCAGAGAACAGCAGCCCCGGCACCCCCAUCCUGCAGCUGCGAGCCACCGACCUGGACGUCGGGGUCAACGGGCAGAUCGAGUACGUCUUCGGGGCAGCCACCGAGGCUGUCAGGGGCCUGGCCCGGCGCGUCUUGCACCGCAUCGACCGGGAGGAGGUGAACCAGCUUCGCUUCACUGUCAUGGCCCGAGAUCGGGGUCAGCCCCCCAAGACGGACAAGGCCACGGUCGUGCUGAACAUCCGUGACGAGAACGACAACGUGCCCACCAUCGACAUCCGGAAGAUCGGGCGCAUCCCGCUCCGCGACGGGGUGGCCAGUGUGGCCGAGGACGUGCUGGUGGAUACCCCCAUUGCCCUGGUGCAGGUCUCGGACAGGGACCAAGGCGAAAAUGGUGUGGUGACCUGCACUGUGGUGGGCGAUGUGCCCUUCCAGCUCAAGCCAGCCAGCGAGGGUGAAGGGGAGCCGCAGAACAAGCGCAAGUAUUUCCUCCACACCUCCGCCCCUCUGGACUAUGAAGCUGUCCGUGACUACAACGUGGUGAUUGUGGCUGUCGACUCAGGCAGCCCUAGCUUGUCCAGCAAUAACUCCUUGCUGGUGCGGGUCGGGGACACUAAUGACAACCCCCCUGUGUUCAGCCAGGCCGUGCUGGAGGUCUCUUUCCCAGAGAACAACUUGCCCGGUGAGAGGGUGGCCACGGUGGUUGCCACAGAUGCGGACAGUGGUAAGAACGCCGAGAUAACCUACUCCCUGGAGGCCUCACCCAUCUCCUCGGAGUCACCAGGAGGCAUCUUCAGCAUUGACCCUGACUCUGGGGAUGUGUCGGUGCAGGCGGUGUUGGACCGCGAGCAACGCGACACCUAUGAGUUCCAGGUGACAGCCCGGGACAAGGGAGUGCCAUCGCUGCAAGGCUCAACCACGGUGGUGGUGCGGGUGGCGGAUCGCAAUGACAACGAGCCACGCUUCAUGCAGGAUGUGUUCACUUUCUACGUGAAGGAGAACUUGCAGCCCAACAGCCCCGUGGGCAUGGUGACUGUGAUGGACUUUGAUAAGGGCCGCAAUGCUGAGCUCAGCCUCUCCAUCCAGCCCAGUGACCACGAUCAGGCAACUGGCAUCUUCUCCAUCGAGAAUGACACUGGAACCAUUUUCUCCACUGUCUCUUUUGACCGGGAGCAGCAGACCAGCUACACUUUCAAGGUGAAGGCAGUGGAUGGAGGCGAGCCACCACGCUCUGCCACUGCCACCGUGUCCCUCUUUGUGAUGGAUGAAAAUGACAAUGCACCCACAGUCACCUUUCCCAGCAACAGCUCCUACACCGUGCUUCCACCCUCCAGUAACAUGCGCACCGUGGUGGCCACAGUGGUUGCCACUGAUGCCGACACUGGUCUCAAUGCUGACCUCAAUUACAGCAUUGUUGGAGGCAACCCCUUCAAACUUUUUGAGAUCGACCCAGCCAGUGGUGUGGUGUCACUGGUGGGCAAGCUGGCCCCCAAGCACUAUGGCCUGCACCGCCUCGUGGUGCAAGUGAAUGACAGCGGGCAGCCACCUCAGUCCACCACUGCCCUGCUCCACGUCUUUGUCAACGAGAGCUUAUCCAAUGCUACUGUGGUGGAAAGCCAGGUGGCCCGCAGCCUCCAUACGCCCCUGGCCCAGGACAUUGCUGGUGACCCCAGCUAUGAGCUGAGCAAGCAGAGGCUUAGCAUAGUCAUUGGUGUGGUGGCCGGCAUCAUGACUGUCAUCCUCCUCAUCCUGGUGGUGGUCAUGGCUCGCUACUGCCGCUCCAAGGGCAAACAUGGCUACGAGGCCGGCAAGAAAGACCACGAGGAUUUCUUCACCCCACAGCAGCACGACAAGGCCAAGAAGCCUAAAAAGGACAAGAAAGGCAAGAAGGGCAAGCAGCCCCUCUACAGCAGCAUUGUCACUGUAGAGGCUUCCAAGCCCAACGGGCAGCGCUAUGACAGUGUCAACGAGAAGCUCUCAGACAGCCCCGGUAUGGGACGGUACCGCUCGGUCAAUGGCGGCCCGGGCAGCCCUGACCUGGCCAGGCACUACAAGUCGAGCUCGCCACUCCCCACUGUCCAGCUGCACCCGCAGUCCCCCACCGCCGGCAAAAAGCACCAGGCCGUGCAGGACCUGCUUGGCGCCGGUGACAACAUCUCCAUCGGGUCAGACCACUGCUCCGAGUACAGCUGUCAGGCCAGCAGCAAGUACAGCAAGCAGGUAAGAGCGUUGCACCCGCGCCGCGGCCGCGCACCCCCGCGGAGCCCCCGACACGCACACAAGCACACGCACACGGGGAGGGAGG
Messenger RNA from Merops nubicus (carmine bee-eater), 2368 nucleotides. RefSeq names its product protocadherin-7-like. The record is from RefSeq and is a predicted model, not a curated record. Gene Ontology annotation, molecular function: calcium ion binding. Gene Ontology annotation, biological process: homophilic cell-cell adhesion. NCBI's taxonomy places the organism in Eukaryota, Metazoa, Chordata, Aves, Coraciiformes, Meropidae. Gene Ontology annotation, cellular component: plasma membrane.